GCUAAGGUGAGUGGUUCACCUCGUGCGUAUCAUCCUACCUUCUGCCCCCUCAACCGCCCUGCCUCCCCUCCAAGGAAAGGCUUCGUGAGGCCCUCCUUUUGAGUGGGCCGCGCUUAAAGGGCACAGAUGACAUACAGGAUAGCAAAAUGGGUGGCUCUUCCUACAGCCUUGGCAGGUGCAUCUAUUGUACAUGCUGCAUCUGAAGAGGAACCAGAAUCUUGUCGCAUGAAGGCACAUCAGCUUCCUAUUUAUAAUGCACCACCUCUUAAUUCAAGAUACAUCGAUGAAAAGCCUGGCCGCUUGCAAAGUAGAAUUUCAUCAGUAAGAAACACAACAAGUUACUAUGUCAAUGGGUGCAAGGAUGCUUAUCUCUUUGUCAAAAAUGGGAUAAUAUCAUCUGUACAGUUUGGAAAAGAUGCCUAUGUUUACCUGAAGAAUCCACCUCCAGAAUUCCUUCCCAAAGUUGGUGUGAUUACAGUUUCAGGACUGACUGGGCUAGUCCUUGCAAGAAAAGGAUCUAGAUUUAAGAAGAUUUGCUAUCCCUUUGGACUCUGCACAUUGGGCAUAUCUGUUUGCUAUCCAGCUCAGUCAGUAAUUAUUGCAAAGGUAAUAGGUGGAAAGGCCUAUGCUGCAAGCCAUAAAACCUAUGAAGCAAUAGGAUCGCUAUGGACCAAAAAUUCCACUACGGAAGUUCUACUCACACAGGAUAAAGAUACUCAGCAGCAAGUACUGGGAGCAGUUCCAGGAACAGACCAUAUUGUCUCAGAAGCUCGGAAGAUAGCCCUUGAAUCAGAAGAAAAGGUGAAAUCAUCACAAAUGCAAUUUCAUGCAGAGAAGACACUUCCACAGACAGAUUCUGUGCCUUUGAUAGCUGAAGCGAAACUGCCAAGUGUCAGAUCAGAUGUGUUGAAGGCAACAAAGUUUAAACCAGACCCCAGCCUCAUGGACCAUGGCCAGUCCAGCCCAGAAGAUGUGGAUAUGUACAGUACCAGAAGCUAACAGCACAGACUCCCAAAAUUUUGGAUUACAAUAAUGAUGGGACAUUAAAAUGGGGAAAGUUGUGAUCUAUAUGUUGGUAUUUGAUCAGGUAAUUCUUCAACCUGAUCUUUAACUGCACAGCCAGUUCACUCGCCCUUCAUUUCCACUGUAUCAUUUUUUCCUAUUAUUGCUACAAGUGUUCUUUUAAUUUUUGGAAAUCACGAGACAGCCAAAGGGUUUCAGAUGAGAUUGUCAUUGUCAAGCUGGCUAUUAAUGUAAAUCACUUGGAGAAAUAGAUUUCUGUACCACUCCUGCGCAGAUAAUGAAGUGAUAAUGAAAAGAGAAAUAUUUAAACUUAUUUUCCUUGGGCUUAUCUUUAGUCCAGGAGAUGUGGCUGCUCUACACUGUAGCACUUUGCUAAUAUGCUGGCCUUUAAAAACUUGCUGUCAUUCAGAGGAAAAGGAGGGAACAUAUUGAUAAUUAUAGUUUAUGGAUAUAUAGGUAUAUAUAUAAUUAAAAAUGCAUUUCCCAAACUGCUUGCUGUGAAGGUGUGAUGGUAGCUUCAUAUAGGACAUGAAUUUUCAUCUGCUUUCUACGGUCCUUGUGUAGUGGUGAAGAGGGAAUUUGCAUAUAACCUCUGCGGAAGAUGCCGAGGCUAUGUUCACAGUUGUGAAUGCAGGUAUUUUCCUAUUUCUCCACUUCCAGCUCCUGGGGCUGAUUAGUCCUGUCAGGUUUUAUUAUUUGACCUCAAUGCCAUUUUGGCCAAGUCACACCCACCUACUCUAUUCCUGAUACAAAAUCGGAUGAAGUUGUGCCUGAGCCAAAAAGAUCUACCAAAGAGAGCCAGCCAAAAAGGCAUACAGGAUUAAACAACAUGUGCUUCUGAGCACAUUCUGAGCCAAUACAUUUGUUUUUCAUACUAAAACUGAAGUGAGCGCACAAUCCUUUCACACACAAUGCCACUCCUGGUUAGCUUUCUGCAAUGCAACAGCCUAACAGGGUGUCAUUUUGUCAUUGCUAUAGUUAAAAUAGUUGCUGAAACACUAACUGAUCUACUGAAAAGUCAUUCUGGGGUCUACUAGUAGAUACUGAUCUACUUUCUGCCACCCCCUGCUUUAUGUGGGUACUGAGAUGCUGCCAGUAUUGGUGAUAUAGCAGCAAGCCAUGUGUCACAAAUGUCAUGGUACUGCUUUGGGUAAGGGUAGAAAAAGUGCAAGACCACAGGAACAUAGGAAGCUGAGUCAGACAAUAUGGUCUCUCUGAUUCAGAUUGUGUACUCUGGUUGGCAAGAGCUCUCUAGGUUUCAGACAAGUGUUUUCACAGCCCUACCCAGAAAAACUGGUGAUUGAAUCUCGGACUGUAUGCAAAGCCUGUGAUUUUAAUGGUAAUACCCAAAAUAGGUCCAGUUUUUAAAAAGUGUAUCAUGUAUUCUCUAGUUGUAACCUUUAUAAACAGGCAAGUCACUGGAAAUCGGGGGACUGAGGCUGAGAAAGAAUGGAUUGUCUAAGGCAGCCUUUCCCAGCUUGGCAUCCUCUGACUUGGAGGCACCAGGGAUCAAAUCUGGGACUUUCUGCAUGCAAGGCAGGUGCUCUUUCCCACAAAGUCCUGUUCUUCCUUCUGGACACAAGCUUGUGCACGCUCUAAUACACUAGAGCACCAGCUAUUUUUGUAUUUGAAGAAAAGCAAGAGGUUUCCUGGCCAGGCCAGCACAUUAUGUCCCACCUGUGCUCUUUCUCCAUAUGAGUCACCAGUUGAGUAUACCUUUGCUUAAACUGAUCCACAAGAUUCAGGCUGCAUUUGAAGUGUUGAACAUCCAUGUGACGAAAAAGUAAAGCAAUUUAUCAAAGUCAUGUCAGUCAUAAAACACGCACGCUUCUUUUAAUUUUUCUUUCUAUUUGCACUCUGCUUUGAAGCCACUGUGUUAACCAGAAGUCUUCCCUUGUGAGUUUUUCAUUGCAAGCCUGAUGAGCACUCCAAGCUUUGAGAGUGAUAAAAAAAAUGGCAGACUUCCUUCUUUUAUUCUCCAGAAGCCAUUCUGACUAGAUUUUCUUUGUCAAAUCUAAAGAGAUGCCAGCCUUCUUCAGUGGAAAGGUCUGAAGCACCACGUCUCAUGUAGUACUCUAUAGAUGGCUUGUUCCAAACAACAACAAGGAAAUGCAUGCAGCUGCAGUUGGUUUCGAUUGCUAUCUGAAAAGUAAGCACAGGCAAUAGCAUUUGGGGAAAUAGGGGGGGAGGUCCAUUGCUGGUAGCCAUUUAUUGCCUUUCCCUCUAUGCCAGACACAUCCAAGCUUAAGUUGCCUCCGAUCUACCAACAAGUAUCAAAAACUAGCAGUGAUCUGCUACCCUCCGAAGCCAUUUCGAUAGGUAGGUAGGUAGAUCGAUCUUUAUUUCACAGAUAUAGUAGUUAUGUUUGGAUAUCAUUAUGACAGAUCCAAAUAGUUACUAGAUGGAGAAGUAACUAAACAAGUGAGAAAAGUCAAACUAUAUUUUUAUAUUAGUUUGCACAGAUCUGAGGAGCCAGCUUCUCUCUCUCUCUGUGUGUGUGUGUGUGUGUGUGAACUCUUUCCCUUCCAAGUUGCUUCCUUCCUUGCUCCAUGAUUCUUCCUUCCCUGCUUUCUCUCUCUCUCUUUCUUUCUCCUUCAGGCAGUAUCCCAUCCCACCCCACCGCCAGCACUCAGCACAGCGGGAAGGAUAGCAAGCUGGCAGCGUACACACACCCAGCUCUCCCUUGGAGCCAGCAGGGCAGCAUCUCCCUCAAGUCCCCCCAGGAGCGCAGUGAUAGACCUGUGAUCAACCGUAAUCGGUCUCAGGUUCCACCAGUAGAUCGCGAUCGACGUGUUGUACAUGCCCGCUCUCUGCCAUUUAUUACCUUUCCCUCUAUGCAUUCCCUCUAAGCCAUGAGGUUGGUAGCCAUCACUACCAUCUUGUGGGAGUUACUUUUUUAAACCAUUUACAUUUAAGCUGCCAGUUAAUCUUGUUGCUUGAAAUUAUUACUGUAGCAAAUGCAGAAACAAAACUUGGAGUAAAAGAAAACACAGUUACUUGGCUUUCUUUGCAAGAACCACUGCAUUCACGGAUUGCACAGAAAGUUGUAGGACUAUGAUACCUGCAUCUAGAGUUGAGUCUAAACUGGGACAACUUAAAGCUCUUUGCUGUUCUCACAUUCUUGGGCAAUUUUAAGCAUUAAUACAAGAUCAGAUAUUUGGAUAUAAGUCAUUAAUUAGUCACUAAUUUGUUAAUAAUUCCUAUAAAACUUUAGCUAGCAAAGUACUUUUCUGGUUCAGAGCCAGUUGAUAUGUACAGUAGCUGUGGUGGUACAUUGCACACCCACCAUUUAAUUUCUCCAUGUUUUAUUUAAAGAUGCCUAUAAUUGUUUUCAUUUCCACUAACAAAUGUCUCAAAGCAACUUACACAUCCAUAAAAUGCACAAAGCUUACAAACAGUUAAAAACAGUGCAUCAGAAAAUUUUAUCUAAGAAGUGCUCAUGCAACAAUAUUAAAAGGAUGAUUCCUGCCCCAUUCAGCUGAGAGGUGAACAUCACAAACAGGUAAGAAAUUAUACUAUAGUAUGAUCCCAAUCAUAAGCAUUCAAGAAGACUUAAAAUCCAAUCUGUUUUUUUUUUUUGAGGUAAGUUCUAGUCUAGGGUGUAAUUUCCACAUGGGAAUAUUUUUCAAACCUGUAACUUUUCCCUCUUUUUCCACCCAGUCUCCCCAAACAAAGGAAGUUGAUUAGGAUUGCCCUUCUGGAAGAGGAUAUUGUGUCACAGCUGGAGAACUAAGCUGAGUCACCAGUUGGAAUGCAAGUAAAAACUUCAUUCAUACAUAUGAUUAGAUGGUUAAAACUGUCGGUAUCCCUUCAGACUACAAGCGACGAUCACAUGGUUCAAUGUAUUUUCAUACUGAAAGCUUCUCCACACAUAGAAAGCUAGCACAACAGUGAGAGUGCAGCUAUAACUCCUCCCCCGACAUCUAGUUUUAUAUAUGCAAAAUUCUGAUUUUAUUUAUUAGUAUAGAGGGAUUACGAAAGUAUUGAGUUAGAAGGGAUUUCAAAGGUCACCUAGUUUAGUCCCCUUCAUGCCAAUGCAGUAAAUCCACUGCUACACCAUUCUUGAUAGGUGGCUGUUUUCUGUUUAGUAACCUCUAAAGACAAGUUUACAGUGUUUCCCCAAAAAUAAGACAUACCCAUAAAAUAAGCCGUAGCAGAAUUUCUAGGCAUUUGCACAAUAUAAGCCAUACCCCGAAAAUAAGACAUAGUGAUAGGUGAUGUUCUGAAGGGCACCAAGGAAGAGGCGAGGCUGGACGCAGUGCCCUCCCAGCAACAGAAAUCUCCCAAGCCUCCUCCACCCCCCCACCCUCCUGUGCUCCUUGAAGGAUGGCCGGUAGUGGGGCAAUCACAGGACUUCCAGCUCCCUUCCUACCUCCUGUGCGCUUACCUUUGAAGAAGCACAGCGCCAGGCCGUACAGCUCUUCCAGGCCGAAGCCCCAGUGCCGCUCCAGGCUCAGCACCCCACCAUCGCCGUCGCUGCCAACCUCCCCGUCGCUGUCUCAGCCGCCCUACUCGUCCGGCUGCUGCUGCCCGGCUGAGCUCCAGCUGUCCCCGCCCGGCCUCCUCCGUGGCCCCCAGGGGCGAGCAGCAGCCUCACCUCCGCCUGGCCCGGCCAGAGACCU
Molecule: messenger RNA, 5645 nt
Organism: Zootoca vivipara (common lizard)
Lineage: Eukaryota; Metazoa; Chordata; Lepidosauria; Squamata; Lacertidae
Gene: APOOL
Product: apolipoprotein O like
Biological process (GO): cristae formation
Cellular component (GO): MICOS complex
Source: RefSeq, a predicted model, not a curated record